This is a messenger RNA of Exophiala spinifera, 1452 nucleotides long. RefSeq lists its product as uncharacterized. Lineage: Eukaryota; Fungi; Ascomycota; Eurotiomycetes; Chaetothyriales; Herpotrichiellaceae. Bases 1 to 1452 code for a protein of 483 amino acids. The transcript is spliced from 3 exons. Gene Ontology annotation, molecular function: protein binding. The record is from RefSeq and is a predicted model, not a curated record.
AUGCCUGCGACGGACUCGGCGGCAGUUGUUGUAGCGCGGUUCCUGAAAGCCAACCAUUAUAAUGAGACUCUCGAAGCGUUUCUGCUAGAAUCGGGUUUGCCCGAGGAGGCAGCAAUCACCAAAAAGGGCGACUGGACGAUAGAGAAGAUCCUCGAAGAAAAGCGGCAGUAUGACUCCAGCCUGGAGUAUGAGAAGAAAGGCGACGAACAAAUGACCGGAUGGCCUCUCCCGACGCCCUCAAUAGCAACCGAACCAGGGUUUCAGGUCACUUCGAACGUCUUAUGCGUGAGCGGCGAUGGCAAUGGUGAGUCCGAGGACAGCAUUAUCUGGGCAACUGGAGCCGAUCGAUCAUGGUCGUCCAUGAUUCCCUCGCCUCCGUUCUCGCUGGUUGAGUCCAUCUCCAACGCUCACGGGAGUCCUAUCUUGUCCAUAAGUUCUAUAGCCAAGCGAUUUAUCCUGUCGACCUCCAUGUCUGGACAACUCAUGAUACACGACAAUUCAGGACGACUGCUCGAUAAAUGCCGCGACCACCUGAAGUAUGCGGUUCGGGUGGUUUCAGGACGUACACGGGACGGCAAAUGGAUCGUGGCGACUGCAGGAUGGGAUCAGAAAGUCCACAUCUAUGCGCCAGAGUAUGAGCUGGCAGAAAACUUCAACGUCAACGAACUAAAUGCCGCCGAUGAGGGGCCAUAUAUUGACGGGCUUCUGCGCGAUCCGAUCCACACUAUAUCCAUGCCAUCGAACCCGGAGUCUUUGGUGCUUAUUCGGCAUCCCGACAGCGAUGACCUUUAUCUGAUCGUAUCCCGUCGAGACUCGACGUUCUUAUAUUACUACUGUAUUACACCUACCUCAGAUGAGGCUUCUUCAUCGCGGACAAGUGAGGCCACGUACUCUGUCCAAGAGACGGGCAAGCAGAAUCUAGCACCACACGCUAAUGCAUGGAUUGCCUUCUCCCCAGCUUGCCUCGCCGUCUGCCCGACAGAUCCUACCUUGCUAGCUGUGGCCACAUCUCAUCUCCCUCACAUGAAAGUUAUCAUUGUCCGUCUUCUCUUCCCGUCAAGCUCCUACAAUCCAGGCUCCAAUUCAGCAGCCGUUUCUGGUCCGUCGGAGUUUGUAACUCCAGCGGCUCAGGCUCGAGCAGAUCUCGCUUUGCAGGAUCGUGAAGAUGCUGCCAUAAAGCUACAUGUGACGACGAUGGCGCCUCAAACUCCGUAUUCGAACCCGCAAGUUGUAUGGCGGCCCGGUGGUCAUGGUGUCUUCGUAAACGCUGACGACGGCGUCAUCCGCGGUAUCGAUACACAGAGUGGCAAGGUCAUCGCUAUGCUCAAGGCGCACGAGAUUGGAAGUAAAGUACGAACGCUAUAUGCCGGUUGGGAGCAAGGCGGGAAGAACGAGAUGCUAGUUAGUGGAGGGUUCGACAAGAAGAUCGUUGUCUGGAGAGUAGGAGAAUAA